Molecule: messenger RNA, 1431 nt
Organism: Danaus chrysippus (African queen)
Lineage: Eukaryota; Metazoa; Arthropoda; Insecta; Lepidoptera; Nymphalidae
Source: the annotation of a GenBank genome assembly
AUGUCAGAGUCGUCUAAGUCAAAGUCGUCGUCAAGUUCAAAUCCUUCGCCGACACUACAAUGCAAGGAUCUUCACGAAUAUUUGAAAAGUCGCUCGCCACAGUUCCUUGAAACAUUAUACAAUUAUCCCACAAUAUGCUUGGCGGUGUAUCGAGAGUUGCCUGAAUUAGCCCGACAUUUUGUGAUCCGCUUGCUGUUUGUAGAACAACCUGUCCCUCAAGCAGUGGUUGCUUCGUGGGUCACACAGACACAUGCCAAAGAGCAACAUAAAGCUUGUGAGGCUCUAUCGGAGCUGUCUGUGUGGCAGGAGGCUCCUAUUCCUGGAGGUCUGCCGGGAUGGAUGCUGUCACAGUCAUUUAAGAAGAAUCUGAAAGUUGCUCUGCUUGGAGGCGGUCGUCCGUGGAGCAUGUCAUCGUCUCUGGAGCCGGACGGCAAGGCUCGUGAUGUGUCGUUCUUGGAUGCGUAUGCUCUCGAACGCUGGGAGUGUGUGCUGCAUUACAUGGUGGGAUCAGCACAGACGGAGGGGAUCAGUGCUGAUGCUGUCAGAAUACUGCUGCACGCUGGACUUAUGAACAGAGAUGCAGAGGACGGCACAGCGGUCAUAACAAGAGCCGGAUUCCAAUUUCUAUUACUCAGUACAGCUAAACAGGUCUGGCUGUUUCUCCAACACUACCUGCACACGGCGGAAAAACGCAGUCUCAGCGCCGCGGAGUGCCUCGCCUUUUUGUACCAAUUAAGCUUCAGCACACUCGGAAAGGAUUACAGUACGGAGGGUAUGAGUAACAACAUGCUGGUGUUCCUUCAGCACUUGAGAGAGUUUGGACUCGUGUAUCAGAGAAAGCGUAAAGCGGGUCGUUUCUACCCGACGCGCCUGGCGCUGAACAUCACGUGCGUGAAGGACGGCGUGGCUCCUCUACAGACGGCCGCCAGCACCGGGUACAUCAUCGCGGAGACCAACUACCGCGUGUACGCGUACACUACUAGCGCGCUACAGGUGGCGCUGCUGGGGCUCUUCACGGAACUAGUGUACAGGUUCCCUAACGUGGUGGUGGGCGUGUUGACCCGCGAGUCCGUGCGCGCGGCUCUCCGCGGCGGCAUCUCCGCGCAGCAGAUCAUCACCUACCUGGAGCAGCACUCACACCCACAGAUGUUAAAGUCGGACCAGGGCGGCAUCAGAUCGUCUUCAUCUCUGCCACCGACCGUGCUCGACCAGAUCCGUCUGUGGGAGUCUGAGAGGAACCGCUUCACGUACACCGAGGGUGUGGUCUACAACCAGUUCCUGUCACAAGCUGAGUUCAACGUGCUGAGGGACUACGGCCGGUCGUCCGGCGCGCUGGUGUGGGCCGCGGACAGGACGAGGACUAUGGUGGUGGCCCGGGCCGCGCACGACGACGUCAAGAAAUACUGGAAGAGAUACUCUAAGGCUACCUAG